GCGCUGCGCCCGCCGCGCCCGCCGCGCCGACAGAGACUCCGCAUCGAGCCCGGCCCGCUCCCGGCAGGCAGCCUCCCUCUCCUCGCCUGACCGGUCCGAGCCGCAGCCGCCCAGCCCCUGCGAGCCAUGGAGCUGGACCAAAGGACGAGCGGCGGCCUCCACGCCUACCCGGGGCCGCGGGGCGCGCCGGCCGCCAAGCCCAACGUGAUCCUACAAAUCGGCAAGUGCCGGGCGGAAAUGCUGGAGCACGUGCGCCGGACGCACAAGCACCUGCUGACCGAGGUGUCCAAGCAGGUGGAGCGCGAGCUGAAGGGGCUGCACAGGUCCGUGGGCAAGCUGGAGAGCAACCUGGACGGCUACGUGCCCGCGGGCGACUCGCAGCGCUGGAAGAAGUCCAUCAAGGCCUGCCUGUGCCGCUGCCAGGAGACCAUCGCCAACCUGGAGCGCUGGGUCAAGCGUGAGGUUCACGUGUGGCGCGAGGUCUUCUACCGGCUAGAGCGCUGGGCCGACCGCCUGGAGACCAUGGGCGCCAAGUACCCGGUGGGCAGCGAUCAGGCCCGCCGCACGGUCUCCGUGGGCGUCGGGGGCCCCGAAAACUACCGCCACGAGGCGGACAACUACGACUACACCGUCAGCCCCUACGCCAUCACCCCGCCGCCGGCCGCCGGUGAGCUGCCGGGGCAGGAGCCAGCCGGUGCCCAGCAGUACCCGCCGUGGGGGCCGGGCGAGGAAGGGCAGCCCAGUCCCGGAGUGGACACGCAGAUCUUUGAGGACCCGCGGGAGUUCCUGAGCCACCUGGAGGAGUACCUGCGGCAGGUGGGUGGCACGGAAGAGUACUGGCUCUCGCAGAUCCAGAACCACAUGAACGGGCCAGCCAAGAAGUGGUGGGAGUACAAGCAAGGCUCGGUGAAGAACUGGGUGGAGUUUAAGAAGGAGUUUCUCCAGUACAGCGAGGGCACGCUGUCCCGGGAGGCCAUGCAGCGGGAGCUGGACCUGCCGCAGAAGCAGGGCGAGCCGCUCGACCAGUUCCUGUGGCGCAAACGGGACCUGUACCAGACGCUGUACGUGGACGCGGAGGAGGAGGAGGUCAUCCAGUACGUGGUGGGCACCCUGCAGCCCAAGCUCAAGCGCUUCCUGAGCCACCCGCUGCCCAAGACCCUGGAGCAGCUCAUACAGAGGGGCUUGGAGGUACAGGACGGACUGGAGGAGGCGGCCGAGCCAGCCGGGCAGCCCCUGCCCACGGAGGAGGACUCGGAGGCGCUCACACCUGCCCUCACCAACGAGUCUGUGGCCAGUGACCGGACCCAGCCUGAGUAGAGGGUGGUGAGCCAGCCCACCUGCCCUCCUGACACACCCUCGGGGCAGUAGCCCACGGACUUGAGAGCUGGGGUCAGCCUCUGCAGGGGCCUCUUUCAGUGGCACCCACCUUGGCUCUGGCUGACCCACACAGACACCCCGCUGCCCAGCAUGGGCAACUCCCCAAAACAGCAAAUCACCCCAAGCUGGGUCUCCUGCCCUGACAUCCCUCACACCCCACCAUCUGUCUUCCUGGCCCCACCACCACACCCUCAGGCCACGACGGAACCUCCCAGUUCCCUCCCUCUGCUUGUCCGGCGCUGGCUCCCCUGGGCACUUGGAAAGCCAAGUGUCCCAUAGCACGACUGGUGUACGGAGCUGGGGACACCCAGAGCAGAAGCUGGGCAGGACCAGUGUCUCGGGAACCUCAACGUCCAGUGAUGCCGCCAUGCCACCCCCAGAGCAGAAGCUGAGCAGGACCAGUGCUUCAGGGACCUCAACGUCCAGUGAUGCCACCACGCCCAGAGCAGAAGCUGGGCAGGACCAGCGUCUCUCGGGAACCUCAACUUCAGUGAUGCCGCCAUGCCACCCCCAGAGCAGAAGCUGAGCAGGACCAGUGUCUCGGGAGCCUCAACGUCCAGUGAUGGCACCACCCCCAGAGCAGAAGCUGGGCAGGACCAGUGACUCGGGAACCUCAACUUCAGUGACGCCGCCAUGCCACCCCCAGAGCAGAAGCUGAGCAGGACCGGUGUCUCGGGAACCUCAACUUCAGUGACGCCGCCAUGCCGCCCUCUCCUGGCAGCCACUGCCGAGCCAGCUGGCACCUGUGCUGCCUCCAGGGCAGCUGGCCAGCCCGGCAGCGCCGCUCUUCCUCUCGGGAGGGCUGACGUUCUGGCGGCGGCUGCGGCAGACCUGGGAUCCUGGUGCCUUCUGGAGCCUCAGUAGCGGUGAUUCACCCGCCUGGAGAAGGACGAGGCUGUGACUCAUGGUGGUAGUGGAGGGUCCUGGAGGCCCUGAGUCCCCCAGUGCAGCUGAGGCAGCAGCUGGCUCCCUCGGAGCCAGGAGAGUGAUGACAGGUAAUGGCACCCCCCUUCACCCCCAGACCCCAUCUUUUCCUCAUCUGUCCUAAUAAGGGGUCCUGCAAUGGAGCCUGUGAACCCCUCCCCAGGGAGCCCCCUCCCAGGUCCCAGGGCACUCCCUGAGAGGGGAACCUACAGGGUUGCUGGGGACUUCAGGAGCACCCCCGCCCCCCAGGUCCUCCCUGCAGGCCCCCCAUCUUGGCCCUGGCACUGUCCCACCAUUGUCCCACAUUCCUCCUGCGCAGCGUCCCCCACCCCCCAGCCUUCGGCCCUGGCACUGUCCCUUACCGCCCUCUUUCUUUCUCCUUCAGGUCUCAAGGCUCCCACAACAGCUUGGCUGCUGGGCCUGGCACAGUUUCCUGUCCUCCUUCCCGAAAGCUGCCUUCACAGGAAAAGUCCAGGACAGACAGCCAGACAGCCAGGAUAGGACACCUCGCUCCCAGCUCAGCCUGAAAGCUGAUGGUGACAACGGCCCAGCUCGAGGGCCAGGGCCUGCAUGGUGCCCGCCCCGAUGGCCGCCACCUGGCUGUCCCAGAGCACUGCAGCUUGAGCCGGGGAUCCAUUACCCUGCUCGCUGCACUCCGUCCUCUCCCGCCGAGCCCCGAGAUUGGGGCCCUUGCCCCGGCCCGGCGGCCACAAGCUCAGCCCCAGAGAUUCCGGAAGCCUUGCUCUUGGGGCUGAUGGAGGUGCUCUGCCCUGCUGCAGCCCAGGCCUGGACCCCUGCCCUCCUGCAGCAGCAUACCCCCGUGCUUGCAGGCCAUUCGUGUCUGCAACCCAGGCAGGCACUGGUUGGAGGUCCCCCUUCUGCCUCUUCACUGGGGGUUUCCAGAUUCUGGGGACCAACUUCUGCUGAUGACUCCGACAGACCACCCUGCACCCCUGCCAGCCGCCCACAGAUUUUAUUUUUGCACAUAAGCCCUAGCCCCUACCCGCAGGCUGGUACGGCUGCAGGGAGGCCCUGGGGCCCCGGAGACCCUGGGGAUCCCAGGAGAGUGUGGCCAGCCCCCCACAGACAGGCCUCCAGUGUCAGGCCUGUGUGUGCACCCCUUCUCACCUGGAGACAGAUGACUUUAUAAGCUUUUGUUAGUAAAACACUGGCGCUUCCCUGC
Molecule: messenger RNA, 3484 nt
Organism: Loxodonta africana (African savanna elephant)
Lineage: Eukaryota; Metazoa; Chordata; Mammalia; Proboscidea; Elephantidae
Gene: ARC
Product: activity regulated cytoskeleton associated protein
Exons: 2
Coding region: 127-1317 (396 amino acids)
Biological process (GO): positive regulation of AMPA receptor activity; regulation of long-term synaptic potentiation; cytoskeleton organization
Cellular component (GO): plasma membrane; cytoplasm; actin cytoskeleton
Molecular function (GO): mRNA binding
Source: RefSeq, a predicted model, not a curated record